Molecule: messenger RNA, 651 nt
Organism: Diplodia corticola
Lineage: Eukaryota; Fungi; Ascomycota; Dothideomycetes; Botryosphaeriales; Botryosphaeriaceae
Product: gnat family acetyltransferase
Exons: 2
Coding region: 1-651 (216 amino acids)
Molecular function (GO): acyltransferase activity, transferring groups other than amino-acyl groups
Source: RefSeq, a predicted model, not a curated record
AUGCCGCUCGAGAUCCGCCCCGUCUCCCCCGCCGACGCCGACGCCAUGGUCUCCAUCACCAACGCCGCCCUCGGCUCCAGCGGCCUCAUCCGCCUCAAGCACGCCUCCCCGCCGCACCCCGCCUACCGCCGCCACCACAAAGCCGGCGUGCUGAAGGCGCUCGCGAAACCCACCGCCCGCGUCUUGAAGGUCGUCGACACGGACACCGACGACGAUGAGAUCAUCGCGAUCGGCCAUUGGGAAAUCUACGACAACGGGCGGCCGGACGAGGAGAUUGCCGAGCUGGAGAAGCCGUUCGAGCCGCUUGAAGAGGAGCGGGAGCGGUUUGGGGUUGUGCAGAGGGACUUUUUUGAGUAUUUGUUCCGCGUGAGGAGGGAGGUCGGGAAGAUGCCGCAUUAUUAUUUGAGCCUUCUCGUGACGCAUCCCGAUCACUACCGCCGCGGCGCCGGCUCCAUGAUUGUCCGCUGGGGCACCGAGCGGGCCGACAGGGACGGCCUGGUUUGUAUCCUUGAGGCUAGCGAGGCGGGGAGACCGUUGUAUAAACGCCACGGUUUCGUGGAACGGGUGGUGACGACGUUCGAUCUCACAAAGUACGGCGGCACGGGCACCGACGAGAAUACUACUAUGAUCAGGCAGGCGGUUGAGGGCUGA